GAGUGACAAGGUGCCGGCGCGUUCCCGUGCGGCUUCGCACUGCGCCAGGACCCUGCCUGGCUGCGCGGUGGUGUCGGCCGGGGGCUGCCUGUGCUGGGCCCCCCCUCACCCCGUCCCUCUCCCUCCAGCCCGCCAUGGCCAACGCCUCCCUGGCUCCCAACGCCUCCCUCCCGGACGCCCGCGACCCGGCCCUGGCCGUGGCCGAGGUGACCGUCUUGAGCGUGGUCUUGGUGCUGGCCACGCUGAGCAACGGGCUGGUGCUGGCGGCGCUGGGCCGGCGCCGCGCCCGCCCCGCCCCCAUGCACCGCUUCAUGGGCCACCUCUGCCUGGCCGACCUGGCGGUGGCCCUGUUCCAGGUGCUGCCGCAGCUGCUGUGGGACGUCACCGACCGGUUCCUGGGCCCCGACCCCCUGUGCCGGGCCGUCAAGUACCUGCAGGUGGUGGCCAUGUUCGCCUCGUCCUACGUCAUCCUGGCCAUGACCUACGACCGGCACCGGGCCAUCUGCCGGCCGGCUGUGGCCUUGCGCCGGGGCCGCGUCAGCUGGAAGGCGCCGUUGGUGGCAGCGUGGGGAUCCGCGCUGCUCCUCAGCCUGCCGCAGCUCUUCAUCUUCUCCAAGGUGCGGCUGCCCGAGGGAGCCAGCGAGUGCUGGGCCACCUUCGCCGAGCCCUGGGGGGCCCGGGCCUACGUCAGCUGGGUCACCCUCAUGGUCUUCGCCCUGCCCACCCUCCUCAUCGCCGCCGGCCAGGCCCUGAUCUUCCGCGAGGUGGCCCGGAGCCUGGGGCGGGGCCCCCGGGGGGCCCAGGGCAGGGGGGUCUCGGCGGCCGUGGCCAAGACGCUGCGCAUGACGCUGGUCAUCGUGCUGGUCUACGUGCUCUGCUGGGCCCCCUACUUCUGCGUCCAGCUCUGGGCCGUGUGGGACCCCCGGGCGCCUGUGGAAGGACCAGCCUUCACCCUGCUGAUGUUACUCGCCAGCCUGAACAGCUGCACGAACCCCUGGAUUUACGGGGCUUUCAGCAGCAGCGUCUCGGGGGAGCUGAGCCGCCUCGUGUGCCCCCGGCUGCCCCGGCCCCGCGCCGGGUCCCUGCCCAGCGACUCCACCCUCACAGGCACCUCAGUGCUGAGCCGGGACCCCCCGGCCUGAGAGCC
Messenger RNA from Mauremys reevesii (Reeves's turtle), 1147 nucleotides. It is a transcript of the gene AVPR2, whose product is annotated as arginine vasopressin receptor 2. The record is from RefSeq and is a predicted model, not a curated record. Gene Ontology annotation, biological process: positive regulation of vasoconstriction; regulation of systemic arterial blood pressure by vasopressin; G protein-coupled receptor signaling pathway. Bases 135 to 1142 code for a protein of 335 amino acids. Gene Ontology annotation, cellular component: membrane. Lineage: Eukaryota; Metazoa; Chordata; Testudines; Geoemydidae. The transcript has 2 exons. Gene Ontology annotation, molecular function: peptide binding; vasopressin receptor activity.